Molecule: messenger RNA, 1552 nt
Organism: Lymnaea stagnalis (great pond snail)
Lineage: Eukaryota; Metazoa; Mollusca; Gastropoda; Lymnaeidae
Source: the annotation of a GenBank genome assembly
UGGAGGGGCCACUACCGGCUACAAAAAUGUGUUUAAAUUAAACUGGUAUAAGGAUGUCAAUUAUUUCGACAGCUUACGACUCGUAUACAUUCACAGUUGUAGAAUUUACUGUUGAAAUUUACAAAAAAAAUAUAUAUUUCAUAUGUGUUUGAGUUAUGAUAAGGUGUAAGUGUAAUGCAUAAAUAAUAGGGAAAAAAUAAAUAACAAAUAGGGAAUAAAUUUUAAAAAAAACACUUUUUAUUGUAGACUCUACCUAACCCAAUGUAAAUUCUUAUUAUGUUUGGGGAAAAUGAUAAAGUAUAUCAGUUUUAAACAGUGAGCUUCACAUAUCUAAAAUAAUUACAGUAGUGAAAAUUAUACCACAAAAUGGAUAUAGGUAUUUUUAUUUAUUUAUUAUUUUUAUCAAGGCUGGUCAUUAUAAACUGUGGUAAGUCAUAUAAUAUUUUAAUAUAUCCAUUAACAUAUUUAUUUGAAUAAAAAGUCAUGUCUAUUUGACCGUUCAUAUAAUCUUUUACUCCGUCAUAACCUCUGUCUACCUAAUCUUUUAUACUUAUCAAUUUGUGUUUUUCCCGUUUAAUUUUGUGUGGUGUAUGUUUGUUUGUGUGUGUGCGUGCGUGUGUGUGUGCGUGUGUGUGUGCGUGUGUGUGUGUGCGUGUGUGUGUGCGUGUGUGUGUGCGUGUGACCCCCCGCUUGCUUUUGAAACAAGGAUUGAGCAAAAAAAUAAACUUGAAAUUUAUCAGUAACAAUACUUUUUUUUCCGUUUAUGCAACCAGUGUGAUUUUUUUUAAAAACUGUUAGCCGCCACUUAUUCCUUUACAGGAUCAGUGACUGUCACCCCGUUCUGUCCACCAGCUGAAGAAGGAAAAGAAUACACGAUGACUUUUAGGUGGACACCGCCUAAAGAAAGAAUACUGAAUAUUGAAAUCAUCAGAGAAGAAACGGCCGUGGCCAGCUGCUCCUCUUUAAAUGUGUGCAACGAUUACAUCCCGAGUUUAAUUCGAACAACAUCAACUUUAAACAAAACAAGUUCAGAAAUUACGAUAUUUGUUCAGAUUUUUAGUAUGAUCCGAAAAAAAAGAGAGCAUACACACACAGACUGGUAUGUUUCACUGCAAGCUAGAGAUUUAACCAGUUGCAGGGUCAAUUUCUAUAGUAAGUUUAUGUUGUUUUUUUUAAUAUAUAAAUUUUUAAAGUGGCUUUGAAAGUUUUAUUUAGAAAUUGAAUUAGUUAUUCACGAAAGUGCACCAUCAUGUAUCAUAUAACAAAGUAUAAUGUAUUAAAAAUAUGAUCGUGUUAUAGGCUUUUUUUUGUGUUGCAAUCAUUUAAAACAGGUUUUAAUUUUUUUUUUUUAAAUUUAUUUUUUGUCAUACAUCUUCUUUUUAAACAAAAAAGAAUAUGUUUUGCCUUUUUAUUAGCAAAGGUGACGAUGAUUAAUUGUGUGCAAUUCCUCGAUGUCAACCAUCUCUUUGUUACCUGUAAAACUUCACCGACUUAUCAUGAGGUCAAAUGGAAAAUUGUCAAUAUUACUAGAGGAGUAGGUGUUUUAUUCUGA